Vicia villosa (hairy vetch) is the source of this 504-nucleotide messenger RNA. Its product is annotated as secreted RxLR effector protein 161-like. Bases 1 to 504 code for a protein of 167 amino acids. NCBI's taxonomy places the organism in Eukaryota, Viridiplantae, Streptophyta, Magnoliopsida, Fabales, Fabaceae. The transcript has 2 exons. The record is from RefSeq and is a predicted model, not a curated record.
AUGGAGAAGCCUAAAGUAUCACACUUGGCUGCAAUUAAGAGGAUCCUUCGAUACACUAAAGGAACUCUUGGUUGUGGAAUUCUCUUUUCCGCAACGGAUAAUGGUGGUAAAUGUGAAUUACUUGGUUAUACCGAUUCAAGUUGGUGCGGAGAUAAAGAUGAUAGAAAGUCUACGACGGGAUAUGUCUUUAUGUUCGGCGGAGCACCAAUCUCUUGGUGUUCUAAAAAGGAAUCGGUAGUUGCACUCUCGUCUUGUAAGGCCGAGUAUAUCAUUGCGUCAUUGUCCAUAAAUCUUGCUAAAAAUCCCAUUGCACAUGGGAGAAGCAAGCAUAUUGAGAUGCAUUUUCACUACUUAAGAGAUUUAGUAAGUGCAGGCCAGUUGAGGUUAGGAUACUGCAGAAGUGAAGAACAAGUUGCGGACUUGUUGACGAAAGCGGUAUUGAAUGAAGAUUUCAAGAAGCUAUUGAGGAGAUUGGGUAUGAAGAAUGUUGAGCACUUGAAUUAA